Molecule: messenger RNA, 2732 nt
Organism: Morus notabilis
Lineage: Eukaryota; Viridiplantae; Streptophyta; Magnoliopsida; Rosales; Moraceae
Product: putative RNA polymerase II subunit B1 CTD phosphatase RPAP2 homolog
Exons: 6
Coding region: 149-2236 (695 amino acids)
Cellular component (GO): nucleus; cytoplasm
Molecular function (GO): RNA polymerase II CTD heptapeptide repeat phosphatase activity; RNA polymerase core enzyme binding
Source: RefSeq, a predicted model, not a curated record
UGUCAGUACACCGACCCAAGCAAACCUUGCACAGAUAUAUUUGUCCAAGCGCUGAAGAACAUUACUGAAGAUUCAAAUCGAAAAUUCCCAAAAUUCUUGGAACUGGAAGCCCUAACAGACUACGAAUUGUCUUCUUCGAUUCUCUUCAAUGGCGAAGAACCAACCGCCACCAAUCUCCGUCAAGGACACGGUGUACAGGCUCCAGCUCUCCCUCCUCCAAGGCCUUCACGGCGAGGACCAGCUCUUCGCCGCCGGCUCAAUCAUGUCCCGCUCCGACUACAACGACGUCGUUACGGAGCGAUCCAUCGCCAACCUCUGCGGCUACCCCCUCUGCCCUAAUCCCCUCCCCUCCGACCGCCCCCGCAAGGGCCGGUACCGGAUUUCGCUCAAGGAGCACAAGGUCUACGACCUCCACGAGACCUACAUGUACUGUUCCUCGGAUUGCGUAAUCAAUUCGAGAACUUUCGCGGCGAGUUUGAAGGACGAGAGGUGUGCGGUUCUCGAUUCGGCGAGGAUCGACGCGGUUCUUAGGAUGUUUGAGGAUUAUUCGGGAUUGGAACGGGAAUUGGGGUUCGGAAAGGACAGGGAUUUGGGAUUUUCGAAGCUGAAGAUUGAGGAGAAGACGGAGAAUUGCGUUGGGGACGUGAGUUUGGAGCAGUGGGCUGGUCCGUCCAAUGCGAUUGAAGGUUAUGUGCUGCAGAGAGAGCGGAAGCCCAAGGAAUUAGGUUCGAAGAGUCCGAAGCGAGGGUCAAAAGCUAACAAUACAGUUCUUAUCAAUGACAUGGAUUUCGUGAGUACCAUUAUCACUGAAGAUGAAUAUACUGUGUCGAAAACACCAUCGAGUUUAAAAAAGACUGGUCUUGAUUCUAAGGUAAGAGAACAAGAAGAAAUUUUGGCUAAAAAAGCUAUGGGGAAUGAGUUCGCUGUAUUGGAAACAUCAUAUGCUCCCGCGAGUAAUGUCUCGAGAGUCGGGCUUGUCUUUGAAGACGUGACUUCUUCCCUACGUGCGGGUUCGUGUUUAAGCUCUGCAAGAGCAGAAGAGGAAUCCCAUGAUGAUAAGGCGGAGAAAUGUACUGAAGCAUCCAUUAAAUCCUCUCUUAAACCUUCUAGGAAAAAGAAACUGAGUCGCACUGUUACCUGGGCUGAUGAGAAAACCGACAGUUCUGGGGGAAGAAAGCUUUGCGAGAUUAGAGAAAUCGAAGAUAUGAAAGAAGACCCCUCUGUGGUAGAGAAUAAGAACGGAGUGUCCUUUACAUCUUCAGGGAAAAUGAAAGCUGGUCAAUCCGUUAUCUGGGCAGAUGAAAAAGGUGAUAGCAGCAAGAGUAUAGAUGUUUGUGAGGUUAGAGAAAUAGAAGAUGCAAAAGAAGCUGCUGAUAUGCUGUGCAAUGCGGACACGGGAGAAAAUGAUGAUACGUUUCGCUUUGCAUCAGCGGAGGCAUGUGCAAGAGCAUUGGAUGAGGCAUCCGAAGCUGUUGCUUCAGAAGAACUUGAAGUUAAUGAUGCCAUGUCUGAAGCUGGAAUAAUUAUAUUGCCGCGUCCAGAGAAUGGGGAUGAAGGAGAGCCUAUGGAGGAGGAUGAUGAUGAUGAGACAUCUGAACCAGAACAAGCUCCGAUCAAAUGGCCAAAAAAGCCUGGAUCUCAACAUUCUGAUCUGUUUGACCCUGAAGAUUCUUGGUUUGAUGCACCACCGGAGGAUUUUAGUUUAACUUUAUCCCCUUUUGCAAAAAUGUGGAAUGCACUCUUUACAUGGACGACGUCAUCGACUUUGGCUUAUAUAUAUGGGAGGGAUGAAAGCCUUCAUGAAGAGUAUGCAGUGGUUAACGGGAGGGAGUAUCCAGAGAAGAUUGUCUUCGGAGAUGGUCGUUCUUCUGAAAUCAAGCAAACUCUGGCUGGUUCUCUUGCUCGGGCUUUACCUGGACUUGUAGCUGAUCUCAGGCUGUCAACACCAAUAUCUAGUUUGGAGCAAGGAAUGGGACGUUUGUUGGACACAAUGUCAUUUGUUGACGCACUACCGCCAUUCAGAAUGAAACAGUGGCAAGUAAUUAUCCUUCUGUUUCUUGAGGCUCUCUCAGUUUAUAGACUCCCUGCGCUUACCCCACACAUGAUGUAUAGAAGGGUAUUGUUUCACAAGGUGCUGGAUAGUGCUCAAAUAAGUGCAGAAGAGUACGAGGUCAUGAAGGAUCUGGUGAUCCCGCUGGGCCGAACACCGCAUUUCUCAGCUCAAAGUGGAGCUUAAUGGAAGUUUUUAUCAACUUCAACAAAACCGUCACGUCUUAUCUUUCCCACUGAUCCUUAGUUUGGAAGCUCUGGUUGUGAUUUGUGGGAUCCAACUUUCAAAUAAGUAAAAGUUGAGUUAAAAUUUGAAUGGAAAUUGUAAGUGCUUUAUGAGUUUUUGUCUUGGAAGAAGAAAAUUUUGACGGUCCGCAAAAUGCGGAAGUGAGGUAUCAAAGAUAUUACAGAAUCCCCAAUGACAUUAUGUACAAAAGUUUUUGACGGCCAAAGGUUUAUGAAAAUUUUGGCAUCAAUGUUGUGGUUUCUUUACUACGGUUCCAAUGAUAAUGUGGCUUUGAAUGCCUAAAGGAUAAGAAUGACUUGAGGAUAUAUUAUUGAGGCUUAAAUCAUUUUCAUUUGCAUUAAAUUUGACUGUCAAUCAUCGAGAGGCACCUUUUUCAGACAGUCGCACAGCUGGUUUCAUUAGACCCUAGUUGUAUUUGUUAUCCUCCUCUUUAAAC